This is a messenger RNA of Exophiala aquamarina CBS 119918, 922 nucleotides long. RefSeq lists its product as uncharacterized. The transcript has 3 exons. Lineage: Eukaryota; Fungi; Ascomycota; Eurotiomycetes; Chaetothyriales; Herpotrichiellaceae. Gene Ontology annotation, molecular function: zinc ion binding; DNA binding. The annotation marks the transcript as partial. The record is from RefSeq and is a predicted model, not a curated record. Gene Ontology annotation, biological process: DNA-templated transcription.
GCUUUUUCGAUGAGGUAUAUCCACUGUACCCAUUUCUCGACCGCCGUGAUUUCGAAAGUGUCGCAACAUCGGCCGAAUUGGAGCAACGUUUAGCAUCUGACCAUGCGUGGGCCGCAACAUAUUACACAGUGCUCAGCAUUGGCAUAUCCUACGAAAGAACUGGGUCCUUCGCGGCUUUUGAAGGCCCAUCGUGGACAACAUUUCGCCGAGCAAUGAGAUUGUUUCCGUACUUAUUGAUCGCUCGGCCGUCUCUUUGCGUACUGCAGACGCUGUUCACCUUGAACUACUCCAGUUGGCCGCUCGAGGGCCUUCUAGUGACUGAAGCGGCGAGGCUAUGUCUUGUUCAACGUGUCGAUUCCACUGACCAAUUUUCCACCAAUCCAGAAUGGUAUAGUCGAACAUUCUGGACCAUAUAUUGUCUCGAAAGAGACUAUUGCUUUCAUUGCUCACAGUCAAUGACUAUUAGCGAGGAAAGCAUUCGCUGUCCACUGCCAACUCCACUCAAAGAUGAGGAUCUGACUAUCUUCAUGCACCUCAUUUCAGUCUCUCGCCUGUCGUCCUUGGCUUGCAGUCGUCUCUUCACCGCUACAGCUCUCCGACAACGUCGCUCGCAGCUGCUGUAUAAUAUUGAUAGCAUUCGCGAGUCCUUAGAGAGCUGGUGUUCAUCGAUUCCCGAACACUACCGUCCAGGAAAGCCACUGCGAAGCCGUGCUAUAUACAGGCCAGGAUUCUUACAGGCUGCACUACAGCACCAUUGCUGGUAUCACCUUCUCUCGAUUGCAGUAGCGCGUUUGGAAGCCCAUCUAACCGUCAGCCGAGAUGUGACCCGUCACGCUCAAGCAAAGAAAACAUUGAUGCUACACGCACGCGGCAUCGUCAAUUUGACACACCACAUACCAAUCGAUCACUCGACUCCAUUGAA